AUGUCAAUCGCCGGUCACAGCGCAGCAUGUUGCGCCAUCCCGCCUAUCAACGCGAAGACUGAUGCCCCGCCAAAGGGACGGUAUGAGGAAAUUGGGGGGUUGAAAACUUAUGUGACAGGCAGCCCCGAAUCCACCAAAGCACUCUUCUUUAUCUACGACGUCUUCGGAUACUACCCCCAAACGGUGCAAGGUGCUGAUAUUUUGGCGUACGGGGAUGAGAAGAAUCAAUAUCAGGUAUUCGUGCCCGAUUUCUUGGGCGGGAAGUAUCCUGAUAUUUCAUGGCAAGUUUCCUCCCUAGCACGUAUUCCCAGGUAUCCCCCACCCAACCCCGAAAUCGAAGCCAAGUUAAUGGAAUACCUCUCAACCACCGCCGCUCCAGCAACCGCCAUCGCGCGUAUUCCAGGCAUCAUCGCUUCAAUUGAAGCCUUCUCCCCUACCAUCAAAACCUGGGGCGUAGUCGGCUUCUGCUGGGGUGGCAAGAUCAUCUCCGUCGCGACAUCUACGACGGAUACACCAUUCAAAGCUGCGGCGGAAUGUCAUCCAGCGUUUGUGGAUCCGAAAGAGGCGUUGGGGAUUAAGAUUCCAUUGUGCAUGUUGCCGAGUGGUGAUGAGCCAGUGGAAGACGUAAAGAAGUUCCAGGAGAAUCUGAGCGUGGAUAAUCAUGUUGAGACGUUUGCGGAUAUGAUACAUGGGUGGAUGACUGCGAAGGGGGAUUUUGAGGAUGAGAGGAAGAGGGGGGAGUAUGAACGGGGGUAUAAGGUGUUGUUAGAGUUUUUUGGGAAGUAUUUGUAG
This is a messenger RNA of Glarea lozoyensis ATCC 20868, 792 nucleotides long. RefSeq names its product alpha/beta-Hydrolase. The transcript has 3 exons. Bases 1 to 792 code for a protein of 263 amino acids. The record is from RefSeq and is a predicted model, not a curated record. Gene Ontology annotation, molecular function: hydrolase activity. NCBI's taxonomy places the organism in Eukaryota, Fungi, Ascomycota, Leotiomycetes, Helotiales, Helotiaceae.